This is a messenger RNA of Scophthalmus maximus (turbot), 3685 nucleotides long. It is a transcript of the gene lig3, whose product is annotated as ligase III, DNA, ATP-dependent. Lineage: Eukaryota; Metazoa; Chordata; Actinopteri; Pleuronectiformes; Scophthalmidae. Gene Ontology annotation, cellular component: DNA ligase III-XRCC1 complex. The transcript has 21 exons. Gene Ontology annotation, biological process: DNA biosynthetic process; mitochondrial DNA repair; lagging strand elongation. Gene Ontology annotation, molecular function: DNA ligase (ATP) activity; zinc ion binding; DNA binding. Bases 179 to 3253 code for a protein of 1024 amino acids. The record is from RefSeq and is a predicted model, not a curated record.
AGUCUUUCGAAAUAGAGCAAAAACAUCACAUGCCGAAAUCAAUAAGACAUGCUUUUGGUCAACGAGGUGACGCAAUAGUACGCGCUUGAUGUAUAAUAGUCACGCACGUGCGUUAAUAUACCCUAAAUUAAGUUAAAGCUUUUUUUUUUGGUUGUGAUUUGUCCACCAUCCCAACUGGAUGCAGACACAUCUCAUUUCACUAGCACCCCAGACCGUCUGUGCAGGCCUGCGAAGUCUUCAAACACUUAUCAGGCGUCAGAAAGUCUCCAAAGUGUGGAGAUCCCAUUCUGUCUCGUCACGCUUUGAGCGUCAACCUCCACCCGUAUGCUUGUUUAAUUUUCCCAGGGGAAUCUGUCAUUUUUCCUCGGUUUCCCCCAAACACGACCUCCCACGACACCAUCGUCCCCGGCUUCACUUCCAUCAGCGUUUCUCCAGCGAGCCCGACAUGGCGGAGCAGAGGUUCAUCGUGGAAUACGCCAAGCGCGGCACCGCGGGCUGUAAGAAGUGCAAGGACAAGAUCCAGAAGUCCGUGGUUCGCAUCGGGAAGGUGGUGCCCAACCCCUUCAGCGAGUCCGCGGGCGAGAUGAAGGAGUGGUACCACGUCAAGUGCAUAUUCGAGAAGCUGGAGCGGGCGAGGGCCACCACGAAGAAGAUUGAGGACAUCACGGACUUGGAGGGCUGGGAGGAGCUGCAGGACGAAGACAAGGAGCUCGUCAAUAAACACGUUUCAGACCUGAUGGCCAAAGUCAACGCGAGUCCAAAGAAGAAGGUGCAAGCCAAGAUGAACACAAGCGGUCUGCUGAUGUCUCCUCCCACCGACCCAUCUGUCAACGCCCCGCGCAAGUUUUCAGGCUUCACGGCUGCAAAGGCCGGCGCCUCCAGCGGCGCGGGACCGUCGUCUGCCGCCUCCCCCGCCAAAGCCAGCCAAGGCAGCCCCCUGUCCGCCCAGCUCUGCGACCCCCAGCACAAGGACUGCCUCCUCAGGGAGUUCAGGAAGCUCUGCGCCACGGUGGCCGAACACAACAGCUACAACGUGAAGACGCAGAUAAUCGAGAAGUAUAUCAAGAAGGGCACGGGUGGAGACAAGUUCCACGGAGACCUUUACCUGACGGUGAAGCUGCUGCUGCCCGGCGUCGUGAAGAGCGUCUAUAACCUGAACGACAAGCAGAUCGUCAAACUCUUCAGCCGCAUAUUCAGAUGCAACCAGGACGACAUGGUGCGCGACCUGGAGCAGGGCGACGUGUCUGAGACGGUGAGGAUGUUCUUCGACGAGAGUAAAUCGUUUCCUCCCGCUGCCAAGAGCCUGCUGACCAUCCAGGAGGUGGACGCGUCUCUGACCCGCCUUGCCCAGCUGACCAAGGAGGACGAGCAGCAGACCGAGCUGGAGGAGGUUGCCAAAAAAUGCACCAGUAACGACCUGAAGUGCAUCAUUAGACUCAUCAAGCACGACUUGAAGAUGAACUCCGGAGCCAAACACGUCUUGGACGCCGUGGACCCGAACGCCUACGACGCCUUCAAGGCCUCGCGGAAUCUGGGCGACGUGAUCGAACGGGUGCUGAGGAACCAGCAGGACGCGUCCAACGGUUCGGGGCCCCGGAAGCUGCUCACGGUCGAGGCCUCGCUCAUGACGCCCGUCCAGCCCAUGUUGGCGGAGGCGUGUAAAUCCGUCGAGUACGCUAUGAAGAAGUGUCCCAACGGGAUGUACUCGGAGAUCAAGUACGACGGCGAGCGCGUGCAGGUCCACAAGAGCGGAGACGUCUUCAGCUACUUCAGCCGCAGCCUCAAGCCCGUGCUGCCGCAUAAGGUGGCCCACUUCAAAGAAUACAUCCCUCAGGCGUUUCCCGGCGGCCACAGUAUAAUCCUGGACGCCGAGGUCCUGCUCAUCGACACCAACACCAGCAAACCGCUGCCCUUCGGGACCCUGGGGGUUCACAAGAAAGCAGCGUUCCAAGAUGCCAAAGUCUGCCUCUUUGUUUUCGACUGCAUCUACUUCAACGGUGUCAGUCUCAUGGAGAGGCCUCUGAGCGAACGCAGGAAGUUCCUGCACGACAACAUGGUGGAAGUUCCCAACAGGAUCCUGUUCUCCGAGAUGAAGCACGUGACGAGAGCAGGAGAUCUGGCCGACAUGAUCACCCGUGUCAUCAGAGAGGGACUCGAAGGCCUCGUGCUCAAAGACGUAAAGGGCUCCUAUGAACCGGGGAAGCGCCACUGGCUGAAGGUGAAGAAGGACUACCUGAACGAGGGAGCGAUGGCCGACACGGCCGACCUGGUGGUGCUCGGGGCGUUCUACGGAAAAGGCUCCAACGGGGGCAUCAUGUCCAGUUUCCUGAUGGGCUGCUACGACCCCGACUCCAGGAAGUGGUGCACCGUCACCAAGUGCUCGGGAGGCUACGACGACGCCACGCUGGCCCGACUCCAGAAGGAGCUGGACGUGAUCAAAAUCAGCAAGGAGCCGAGCAAAAUCCCAGGCUGGUUGAAAAUCAUCAAGAACUAUUAUCCCGAUUUCAUUAUCCGCGAUCCUGAGCGAGCGCCGGUCUGGGAGAUCACCGGCGCCGAGUUUUCCAAGUCCGAGAUGCACACGGCCGACGGGAUCUCCAUCCGCUUCCCGCGCAUGACGCGCAUCCGCGACGACAAGGACUGGAAGAGCGCCACCAACCUGCACCAGCUCAAGGAGCUGUUCCGCAUAUCGAAGGAGAACUGCGACUUCACGGUGACGGCGGGACCGUCCGACGACAAGGGCUCGUCGGGAGGCGACAGCGGAGGGAACUCGCCGCCGGUGACGUCGUCGUCGUCGUCGUCGUCGUCCCGCGGAGGCAGCGGGGCGGCUCCUGCCAAGAGGCCCAGCGGCGUUGGCGGCGGCGCCACACCUAAGCCGAAGGCGGUGAAGUCUCAGCCCCGCACGCCCGCCCCGGAGGCGACCUCAGCCAAGAAGGUGAAGAAGAGCGAGAGCGUCGCCCACAGCAACGGGCAGGCGAGCGCGAAGGCCACGUCGCAGCGGCUGGAGCCCAGAAACGACAAGACGCUGAUGGACAUCUUCAGCGGCGUGAAGCUCUUCCUGCCCGUGUCCGUGCAGGACUCUGACAAACUGCGGCGCUACUUCGUGGCGUACGACGGCGACCUGGUCGAGGACUACGAGGCCGCCGGCGCCACGCACACGCUGGCCGAGCCCGAGGAGAACAGCCAGGCCCGGAGAGUCUCGCCCAGCUGGAUCUGGGAAUGUAUCCGCAAGAGGCGCGUCGUUCCUCCCUGUUAACAAUAACAAUAAAAACAUUAACAAAAACAUACAUUUUUACACUGCAUCUACGUGAACUGAACAUCAGCGCAACUUCAUGUGAAACCGUAUGAACUGGGUUGAUUAUCAUUUCUAUUUAUUCUUUUGGAGGCGUUUGUUCGCGUCCAGGACACAUUUACUUUUUGGAGUUUUACUUUUUGGCCAAUUCAAGAAAAAUUGGGGGAAAAAAAUUGUGAAUGUUGGUGACGGAUGUAGAGUUUUGUUUUUGUAUUUUUAGAAAAAAAAAAAAUCACAACAAUGUUGUUAAAACAGCGACACACAAGAUGAGAUCAUGGGAUUCUUUUUUACCAGAAACAUGUAUUUUUUACUGACAGAGCAAAAAAACAUUUUGUGACCUAUGGAACCUGGGAACAGACGUGAGGAAUAAAAAAAAGAAUAUGUUGAUCACAAAAA